GCGGAAGAAAUCAGUGCGCAAAUUCACAGAUGACCUUGCCCAUCAGCCUUGAGUCGUGAAAGUGAAAAUUCCCUAUUCAAUUGGAAAAUUAAGAUGGCAUCGAUUUCACCGACUGCUUGCAUAUCUCAGCGAGUUAAUUCAAAUCGAGAAAUCCCAAUUCAAGCGUGGUUCACGAGAGAAGAACUCGAUCAGCCUUAUGAUGUCACUUUAGUCGUCAGAGAUGGCGACUUCAAAGCUCACCGAAAAGUCCUCUCAGAGGCGAGUCCUUUCUUUGAAAAGCUGCUGAACAGCGACAUGAAGGAGUCUAAAGAAGGAGUGGUUCGCUUGGAGAUCUUCACCGCCUCUGCUAUGAGAAACACAUUGGAGUUUAUUUACACCGGUAAUGUACAGAUACUGGAUGAAGAUGAUGCCAGAGACUUGAUUGUGAUAGCAGAUUACUUGUUGCUCCAGAACCUGAAGACCCCGGCAACGCAAACCUUAUUGAAAGAAUUGAAUACUUCAAAUUGUAUUUCAAUUUUCCAUUUGGCUGAUGAAUAUCACUGCGAGGAACUUUUAUGCAAGACCAAAAUAUUUAUCCUUGCAAAUUUCAGAGCAUUAUUCUCUGCGAAGCGUGAAGAUGUUUUGCAAAUGUCCAAAGAGGAACUUGCAAUUUUUAUUUCAAGCGAUGAGCUACAUGUUAGCGCCGAGGAAGAUGUGUUAAGUAUCAUUCUAGCCUGGAUUAAUCACGACAAAAACAAUCGAAGAAGUCAUUUUCCCGAGCUAUUUCGUCAAGUUCGACUGGUUUACAUAUCGCGUGACUUUCUCUGUAAUGAUGUCGUGACAAAUGAGUUGGUUAAAAACAAUGAAGACUGUCUGGAACUUGCGAAAGGAGCUAUUGAAUUAAUCGACUCUAACAGUGUUGAUGAACUUGAUAAUCUUGAUCGCAAACCGAGAAAGUGUCUAGAGUACUCUGCAAUUGUCGCCUACACAACGGAAGGAAAAUACCUUUUUUAUUUUCCACGCGAGGAUAAGUGGUAUAAAAAGGAACCAAUAUAUUUGCAAAGUGACGACGGUAUUUUCUUUUGUCGCGAUAAAAUGUACUGUACAAGGCGUGAGCUAUCAAAUAGAAGUUAUUUUUGGGGACUUCGCAUCUUAUGUUUUAAUCCACACUCUUAUAGAUGGAAGUCUUUACCAUCAUUUGAUAACAACACACUUUUGAAGAAACUCUUCGUUUACAAUGAUGAAAUGUAUGCUUUGUUCUUAUUUCAUAAGUGGUGGCCUGUCUCCGACGUCGUCUGGUCUGGUAGAUGUCGUUUUGAAAAGGAAAGCGGCAACAUCAUCUCAAAGUACAAAGUAGAUUCCAAUUCAUGGGAGGACGUAUUGUUAACAGAGGGUCUGGCUUAUAGGAGACAUUAUUGCGUUGUGCCCAGCGAAAACUUCGUUUACUUCAUUGGCGGUACGGAAACAUAUGGAAGAAGGCUCUUACGUGAUGUUUAUAGGUACGAUCUUUGCAGAAAAAAAUGGGAUAAACUAGCAGACAUUCAGGCAGGAAGACAGAACCAGCUUUGGGGAGCAGCGGCGAACGGAAAAAUAUAUAUUGCUGGAUGGACUAAAAAUGAAAUGAAACCAGGCCAAGAUGAACUCCUGUGUGAAGUGUACAAUGAAACAACAAAUGAAUGGCAGUUUAUUAGAAGCUUUAGCGUGGAGCGAGAGGCAUUUUUAGGUUUGAUUGCCGUAGAUGGCGAGGUAUAUGUUGUGGGCUAUGAUCGAUCAAGCGUGACGGAACUGUUAAGAGUCCAAUGUUACGACCCCGAAAGCGAUGAAUGGAAGCUGAAAACUGAAAUUUCAAUUACAUGGCAUGAAAGAGCUCAGCGACAGUUUAAAAUUUGCGACACAAUGAAAGUGUUUCAGGGGUCUCUAAGUUCCUCACAAUUUACACCGUGUUUAACGCAGGAUUCAUCACAGACCAGACAAACUCAUCACAGAAGAGACAAACGAAAGUGCUCAAUCGUGUGACAUAAACCCUACCUUCUUUAGAAUUUUCAUCAAUUAUCGGUAUAGAUUGGCAAAUAUUAUUUUUCUGAUCUUUGAAAAGACUUUUUUUUGUUUAUUUGCUAUUGCCAUAUUAUAAUUGUGUAAAGACAAUUAAAUGUUACAUUCCUUGUCAGGGGAAAUUUUGAUAAGGUUUGAUUUUGCAUAACUACCGAACGAUCCUGUGGAGAAAAACUCAAGAAAGUUGGUCUAAGUUUAUGUUGUGGCUUACUUCAUAAACUGAGGUUUAUCUGCACUUUUUCCGCUUCGAAGAUGAUUAUUUUCACGUAGUCUUUGACUUACAUAGUUUCUUAAGAGUCGCAAUGGUACUUGCGUGGUUUCAAGACAUAUUGACUCAACUUUAAAUGAAAGUCACUGACUUUGCCACAGUUGGAUGAUCUGGUUUUGCACGAGUCAACAAGAAAGUAUCGAAUCUCUUAAUGGUGAUAUGCUUAUGUAUCAAUAAUAAACAGUGUCAAAAGAGCAGGCUAAUGAGAAGUUGAGGUCAAAAUUAAACUAUUGGCCUGUCUGCCAC
Molecule: messenger RNA, 2545 nt
Organism: Pocillopora verrucosa
Lineage: Eukaryota; Metazoa; Cnidaria; Anthozoa; Scleractinia; Pocilloporidae
Product: kelch-like protein 3
Molecular function (GO): protein binding
Source: RefSeq, a predicted model, not a curated record